Messenger RNA from Sipha flava (yellow sugarcane aphid), 417 nucleotides. RefSeq lists its product as uncharacterized. The annotation marks the transcript as partial. The transcript has a single exon. Lineage: Eukaryota; Metazoa; Arthropoda; Insecta; Hemiptera; Aphididae. The record is from RefSeq and is a predicted model, not a curated record.
AUGCCUGAAAGUAAUAUUUUAGAUAUUGAAACAAAUUAUACUACAGAUUCGAAAAUUAAUAAAGUUGAAUAUCAUUCAUAUAUUCCGUAUACUAACUCCUUUAAUAAUAAUGAUGAAAUACAAAUCGGGGUUCAACAAACUGAUGUUUAUCCUUACCUACAUGAAAGUUUCCUUUUUAUUGAGGGAAAAAUAACAGAUCCAACAACGGUGAAAUUGUCCAAUAACGGUUUAUCGUUUCUUUUUGAUCAGGUUAGAUUAGAAAUUAACGGCGUAGAAGUCGAUGGAACUCGAGUUUUAGGAAUAACUAGUUCAUUAAAAGGAUAUUUAACAUGUACGUUAAACAAUUAUCAUUGCUAUCAGAAUGCUGGUUGGGAUUUGAACAAUAAAAGUAUUGUUAAUGAAGCAGGAGAAUUCAGU